AAUGAAACUCUUUGAUUAGACAACAUUUUAAAGUCAGUUACAUUUAACCCUAGUUACUUCAAAAUGCACUAAUCCAUGAAUACCUUUAUUUACUAUGCUGCAGUUUAUUGGUGAAUUUCAAACGAGAAAACAGAUUCGUGGUGGUUUUCAAAUAAUUCAUAUAUUGUUGUUAAAUACUUGGAGAAUAUAUAAAAAAAAAAAUUUGAUUAAGUUUAAUAAUUAUCAAACAUAAUUAAAACGUAAUAAUCGUUAACUUAAAUUGACAAAUGCAUAUUAGAAUUCAUUUUAUUUAUAUGUGCCAUUAUUUCAUAUAACUUAUUUCGUUCACUGAUCCUUACUGUUCCUUAAAAACUGUGUCUUCUAUAAUGUUUCAUAGUAUAAUUCACUUUUUUUAUUUGAUUAACAUCAUAUAAAGAUUAUGAAUUUGUUGUUAUAAAUAUAAAGUUUAUUUGACGUUCAACUAGUAACAAUUAGUAGCAAUUGUGUGCAUUAGUUGAAUUCAAUUCUUCGUUGAUAGACUUCAAUUUUUUAUGAGUUAAAUUUAAUGUUUUAUGUCUUUCUUUUUCUUUAUUACGGAAAAUUACGUAGACGUUUGCACAGUUAAAAACAAUUUUAGUGAAAUGAGUCAGUCAAAGCUAUCAACACCAAACAAAAUUAAAUAUGAUGGUACUCUAAUAAAUAGUAAGAGAAUAUACGAAUCUCCAAUCAAACAAAAUGAAAAUAAAUAUAAACAAACAAUGUAUCAAAAGAAUGCAGGUCGUUUUACAAAUUUACCAAAUCAUAUAACACCACCAUCAGGAUUAACGAAGUUCAUUGCAAGGAAUCCAUUUGAAAAUGAUUUGACAAAUAGAUUGCACAUGUCUGUUAUCAGUCCAACUGUUUUUAAUAAGAUUUCUAAUUCCCAACAAUCACCUGAAUUUGCAUGGAGCGUAGAGGAAUUAGCUCUAAUAAAACCAGCAGAAAUAGAAGAAUUUCCUAUAGAACAAAUACACAAUGUUGAUCCAGACAUUGAACUAAAGGCUCAGGCGGCAAUUGAUAAAUUUUUUAUGACAAAUGAAAUAAUACCAAGCCCAUGGGAAUCUAAAAGAAAAGAAUAUAAAGUAGACAUUAAAAUGGAUACUCCUAAACGGCUUACUGAUAAAUCAAAUAUAAUUAAAGAUUCUUUUAAAACAACCAAAAAAGAUGGUACAUGCCAAACAAUUUUAUCUCUUCCUCCAAAAUUGCCUCAAAAUGUUGAAGAAGCUUUAAAACCUUAUUUUACGUUUAACGAGGAACAAAAUGUAGAUAGUGAUGAUGCAAAUUUAAGUACAAGUUCAUUAAGGAGAAAAUUAUUCUUCAAUCACACUGAGUGUUUUGAAGAUGAAGAGCAAAGUUCUUUGCUAGUUUCACCAAUCAAAAUGAACACUUCUUUAACAUUCUGUAAGAGUCCUCCAGAAAGCGGAAUGUUUAUAUGUGGCACACCAUUAAGGAAACUUUCACGUAAGAUGCAGCGUCAUGGAACACCUAUACAAAAUUCUGAAAAUCUAUCACCUAAUAUAUCUUCUAUACCUGAUAUAAGGAAUACAUCAGUAGAAAAUAUGAAAACUCGCUCCCGUUCAGCAGUAAAAUUAGAUUUUAGUCAAAGCAUAGAGAUGUCUACAGAAAAUAUUAAAGUUUCUGAAAAUAAUGAAGUAUCAGAUAUAGUUUUAUUUUCACAUAACUCAGACAUAAACAAAGAAAAUUUAAAUCCAUCAAAUAAUGGUCAUGAGAACAUGAAAACAGACAUAUCUGUAGAAAUGAAUUCAGUAAUGGAAAAUUCUACAUCUUUAAUCAAAGACAAUGCAAAAAAUGAAAUGAUUAAAGAUAAAGAUAAAUAUCAUAAUAAUAUUAAUGAGAUGAAACAUUUGUCUGAUUUAAGUCAAACUUAUAAAUUGGAGAAUUGCACUUCGCACAAAACUAAUAUAUUUUUGGGAAUGUCUGAGAGACAAAGUGCUUCUAAUAUAGUUCAAGACACUGGAUAUCAAACUUAUUCCAUGAAUAGUACAACAAAUCUAAUGGAAAGUAGUUCAGUUAAACAGAAAUUUUAUUACAAUGAACAGUUUUUAAUAUCUGACGAUGAAAUUCCACUUUCUGAUUGGAAAGAAAAUUUUAAACACUUUGCUUGUUCUACACCGUCAAAAUAUAACCAUGAAAAGGCUGGUUAAAUUUAUCUUCUUUAUGAACGAGGAUUUGUUAAAUUCUUGUAGAAUGAAUAAUAAGAAUAUUUAAUUUCUACUAAUUAUCAUUAUUAAUAUUUUGACUUUUAUAUAUGCAUUUUAUAAUACUAAUAUGGUUUGUUUUUGUAUUUAAAUCUCUAUUAUUUCUUUAUUAAUGCAAUAUGAAUAUUGUAAAUAUUUAAAUAAGUAUGACGUAUAUAUAUUUUUAUUAUUAACUUCUUUAAUAAUUGACGGUUAAUUAGUAAUGAUUGUAUAAAAUAUAUCUAUAAGUGUUUUUUUAUAAAGUAAUAAUUUUGAUAAUUUGAAAUGUACAUUCCAUUACGAAUAUACUUAUUGCUAUCGUUGUGGAAUGAGUAUAUUAUUAAAAAAAAAAGAAAAAAAAAAUGAGAGAGAGAGAGAGAGAGAGAGAGAGAGAAAAAGAAAACUGAAAAUAUGAAAAAAUCUAAUUUUUCAUAUAUUUUUAAAUGUGAUUGCAUUUCAAAUAAAUAUUUUUGUGUAUUAAAAAUAUAUACAAUAGAGUAUAAGACUGAGUUGUAUUGAUACUUUUUAUAAUAUAAAAUGUGUAUAUAUUUUUGUACUAAAUGUAUUUAACUCCAUUAUUUCUUAAAAAAAAUACUUUAUAACGACUACAAUUUGUGACCUUUGCUCUUUUUCUUUCUUUUUGUUCCAAAGGCAUAUUUGUAUUUGCGCAUGCGUUCGUACACGAGGUAUAGUUAUUGCGAACCAUUCAGAGCAUAUGUGACGUAUUGUGACGUCGAUAUUCUUUAUUAUGCAGUAUAUGCAUUUGUGAUUGAUAUUAACGUAAUAAAAUGUGAUAUAUUUAUAUUUUAAAGUGACAAAAGUAUAUAAAAACAAAAAUAAAUUCUUCGAGCAGUAUCUGUAUCGAUAUUAUUUUAAUCCGAGUUCACAUACAGUGAUUCGUGAAUUAUUUGAGUUUGUGAACUUUUAUUAUUUUUUCGUGUCAUGAUUUUAUAUUUUACUUUAAUGUCUUAUAUAAAUUAAUGGUUUUUAAAUAUGUAGACUUUUUAAAAUUAAACUGUUUAUAAAAUAUGAUUAUAAAGUAAUUAUUUUGCACUUCUUGUGUAAAUGCUAUGUGACAUUUUAUUUUAUGUUAACAAAUUUUGUUUUCGCUUUAUUUAAAUAAUUUGUGGAACAUUUGAAAACUACUUUUUGUAAAAUUCAUGAAAUUCAAAG
Messenger RNA from Vespa crabro (European hornet), 3389 nucleotides. RefSeq names its product protein aurora borealis (gene bora). Gene Ontology annotation, molecular function: protein kinase binding. The coding region runs from base 552 to 2183 and encodes 543 amino acids. The record is from RefSeq and is a predicted model, not a curated record. Gene Ontology annotation, biological process: activation of protein kinase activity; regulation of mitotic spindle organization; regulation of mitotic nuclear division. The transcript has 6 exons. NCBI's taxonomy places the organism in Eukaryota, Metazoa, Arthropoda, Insecta, Hymenoptera, Vespidae. Gene Ontology annotation, cellular component: cytoplasm; nucleus.